Molecule: messenger RNA, 4402 nt
Organism: Dendronephthya gigantea
Lineage: Eukaryota; Metazoa; Cnidaria; Anthozoa; Malacalcyonacea; Nephtheidae
Product: collagen alpha-1(I) chain-like
Exons: 69
Coding region: 149-4282 (1377 amino acids)
Molecular function (GO): extracellular matrix structural constituent
Source: RefSeq, a predicted model, not a curated record
CCCUUGCAUGUGGGUAUUAUUCGGUAUAGUUGGCUGUGCUGCGUGGAUACCACAACUGCACGAACCGACCUAGUCUCAUUUGUCUCCAGCGAAGCUGUGAAAAGACUCUGUGGUUAACCCUGGUUUUUUCUAUAAACCGGUUAAUAAGAUGGAGUUAAAAUAUCUAGCGAUUCUUUUGGUUCUUGCUGUGGUUGUGUAUCGAGCCGAAUCUCAGGGUUCAGGCUUUGUAAUAAAAGGCGACAAAGGUGAUCAGGGAGAUAGGGGUAAUCCAGGUCCAGACGGAGGUCGUGGCCAACCAGGUCAAAAUGGCCCACCAGGUUUUGAUGGACCCCAAGGAAACCCUGGACCAAAAGGCCCUUCAGGCCCACCUGGUCCACCCGGCUCAGGCACAAUUGGAACUGGGAAUAUUAUUCACAGACCAGGACCACCAGGUCCACCAGGUCCCGAUGGUGCAGAUGGUCCAAGAGGCCGAGCCGGAUACAAGGGAGAAGCUGGACCACAGGGUCAUGAAGGAUCACGAGGUCCUCCGGGAGAUCCUGGUCCAUCCGGAGACAUUGGAGACCCUGGGGCUGCUGGAGAACAGGGCGCAAAUGGUGCUAAAGGUUAUCAGGGAGCUCGUGGAGAGGUUGGACAAACGGGUGAGCCCGGAGUCGCGGGCGAAAAGGGUAUUCGUGGAUUCAAAGGUGAUCGUGGAUGGCGUGGAGAUACUGGUCCACAGGGAUCCAAAGGGGAACAAGGAAGUCCGGGCACUGCUGGGUCUGCUGGUUCUGAUGGACGAGAUGGGAACGCUGGUCAAGAUGGCGAAGCUGGACAGAAAGGAGAUCAAGGAUCCCCAGGAGAUCGGGGCGAACCAGGUGCCCCUGGUGAAAGUGGUCCUGCCGGUUAUCCUGGUGAAGAAGGUCCUGUUGGUGUAUCUGGCCCACCUGGUGCUGCAGGCAAUCCUGGUAGCCAAGGUGAUAAGGGUCCACAAGGAGACGAAGGUCCUGAGGGUGCUCGUGGAGACCCAGGCAGUGAAGGAGCCGCUGGUGAACAAGGAGAUCAAGGCGAACCUGGUCCUGCCGGUCCUGUUGGUCCCAAAGGUUCCACCGGCGAUGCUGGCGAGCAGGGUAACCAAGGAUUAACCGGACCUCCUGGCCAACAAGGUUCCCAAGGUGAAGACGGUCAACCUGGUGAAGAUGGUGAAAGGGGUGACGAUGGAUAUCCCGGUUCACCUGGUAGACCUGGUGAUAACGGAGAACCUGGUGAACAAGGAGCUCCCGGUCCAGACGGAAAUGAAGGUCCACAAGGAGAGCGGGGUCGAACUGGAGCUCCCGGACCACCUGGCAGGAUUGGCGAUCCCGGUGCCAAGGGUGCAAGCGGUGUUCGUGGUGCAGUCGGAGCAAAGGGUCCCAAAGGUCCAAGUGGUCAAAAAGGUGAACCCGGUUUACCAGGUCCAAUUGGAAUCCGAGGCGAACAGGGAGAGGCUGGUUUAGACGGUGACCCAGGUGACCCAGGAGAUCGGGGUGCCCAAGGUAGAGCUGGUGAGAAUGGUGAAGACGGCAAACCUGGUAUUGCUGGUCCUCCUGGUGAUGCUGGUUCCCGCGGAGAGAAAGGUGCCAGUGGACCUCAAGGGCCUCCAGGUCGCAUGGGAUCAAGCGGUUUGAAUGGUGCUCAGGGUGAUCAAGGUGAACGAGGACCCAAGGGUGCGAAAGGAAAGGCUGGAGAGAAGGGAUCAAUGGGCGAGCGCGGUCCUAUGGGCGAGAAAGGAAGAGAGGGUAAAAACGGUUUGGCAGGUGCUCGUGGUGAUCCAGGUGCAGUUGGUCCUGAUGGUCCCGAGGGUAUUCAAGGCGAACAAGGAGCUGUUGGCGCAGCUGGUGCUCCUGGUCCUGCUGGGGCUCCUGGUGAGCCAGGUAGAGAGGGUGCAACUGGAAACCCCGGUCUCCAAGGGCCACCUGGCCCACAGGGCGGCCGCGGUCCUGCGGGUCGUGAUGGUGAUCCUGGACCAACUGGUAAUGUUGGUAGUGAUGGACGACCGGGUCCCCAAGGUGCACGCGGACCACAAGGACCCAUGGGCUCACCAGGACAUCAGGGUCAUCCUGGCGUUGAUGGCAUUCCCGGUACUGAUGGCGGUCCAGGCACAAGGGGUGAGCAAGGAGAAGCUGGUAAACGUGGAGAAGAUGGUGUAGAUGGCCGAAGGGGUGACGAUGGUGAACGAGGUGUCGACGGUUUACAAGGACCCGCAGGCAAACGCGGUGAACAAGGUGAUGCGGGUCCACCUGGUAUGAAUGGUGCAAGAGGAAAUCCGGGUCCCAAUGGUGACACAGGCCCACAUGGACCUAAAGGUCAAGAAGGUGCUAGGGGUUCAAUUGGUAAUGUUGGUGACCAAGGGCCAAUGGGCGCUAAGGGAAUCAAGGGUGAAGCUGGUGAUCGUGGACAGAAAGGUGAAGCAGGUGAAGUUGGACCAAAGGGUUUCACUGGACCAAAAGGUCCACGGGGACCUGACGGUGAUUCUGGUUUAGUCGGCCCAGAUGGAGCUCGUGGUCUUCCAGGUCUUCAGGGAAGCCCAGGCGUGAAGGGCCCUGCUGGUCAACGUGGUCCAAUUGGUAAUGCUGGCAAACCAGGCGCUCCUGGCGAACAAGGUCCAAAUGGUGGUCGUGGCGCUAACGGUGCACCAGGCGCUUCGGGAGCUGACGGUGCAGACGGCCAACCCGGAAAUGCAGGCGCACAAGGCAAUCCGGGACCUAUGGGACCCGCUGGAGCAACGGGUGCACCAGGAGAUGUUGGUGACACCGGCCUUCCUGGACCAAAGGGACAACAAGGUAGCACAGGCCCACCAGGUCCACCGGGUGAACCAGGUAAUACGGGAGAGCGAGGUACCGACGGAGAUGAUGGCGAAGCAGGAAACAGCGGACCUCCUGGUCUUCCUGGAAAGAACGGAAGAAACGGCGAAAAUGGUAGCCCUGGUCGAAAUGGACCUUCUGGACCUAAAGGCGAAUCCGGACAACCUGGUGAACCGGGUGAAGCAGGAGAACUUGGAGCAGCCGGACCGCCAGGAUUCGCCGGACCUCGAGGACCAGUUGGCAACCCUGGCCCUGCAGGUACCGACGGAGAAGAUGGUAGCCCAGGUCCACAAGGUGAUGUUGGAGAGGCAGGGAAACAGGGUUCAAAGGGAAAUCGUGGCGAUCCUGGCGCACCAGGAGGUGACGGUUUAGCAGGCGAAAAGGGAGACAAAGGAUGGAACGGUCCGCGAGGUGAAGCUGGGCCACAAGGUCCACGGGGUAAUCAAGGUGAACCUGGUACAUUGGGUGAAGCUGGUGUUGACGGCGAUAUUGGUCCUAAGGGUGCUCCUGGACGAUCUGGACCUGCCGGACCACCAGGGCCAACGGGUGAACCCGGAGAUCGUGGUUAUCCCGGACGUAGAGGUGCCCAAGGAUCUGACGGUAUGCCUGGUGCGAUGGGAGCUCCUGGUGUAAUGGGACCACCGGGUCCACCUGGAGGUUUACCACCUCACCCCGACCCUAAUGCGGUUAAAGGCAACAUCCCAGACGAAGGACCUGGACCAAGACGUUUCCGAUAUUACAACAGCCAAUUGGAAAAAUUGGACAAAACUGACUUGACGCUUGAGGAUGCGCUCAUGAACAUGAUGUAUGGUUUGGAUGAAGAUUUACUGAAAAGAGAGAGUGCUGAUGGGUCAAUGGAAUACCCAGCUGUAUCUUGUAGAGCAAUCAAGGAUUGCCACCCAGAGAAAACUGACGGCUAUUACUGGAUUGAUCCCAACCAAGGCAGCACCAUGGACGCAAUGAAAGUUCUUUGUAACUUCACUAGCGAAUACUCUUCAACAUGUGUCUUCCCUACCAAGAAGAUCGAAAAUAAUGCCUGGAGUUCUCUAAAGAAUGGCUGGUUCAGCGAACUUUUCGGAAAAGACAAAUCAAUCCAAUACUCAGACCAUCAAUCACAAUUCGCCUUCCUGCAAGUCAUGAGCCAACGGGCCAGUCAAACGAUCACGUACCAUUGCAAGAACUCAGUUGCCUGGUUAGACGAGAAAUUGAACUCACACGAUAAAUCUAUCAAAUUACUUGCCCUCAACGGAUAUGAAUACAGCAAAGAUGGACAUACGAACGCACAACCUAAAGUAAUCAGUGACGGAUGCAAGACACGAAAUAGCGAAUGGAGGAAGACCAUUUUCGAAUUGGAGGCAAAAUCGUCGAUCGCCCUACCCAUUAUUGAUGUUGCGCCUCAAGACAUGGGAGACAAUAAAGAAUUCGGAGUAGAACUCGGACCCGUGUGUUUUAUAGGUGUAUAAGAGAUACGAAUAAAGAACAAUAACAAAUGACUGAGACUGGAUCAUUGUUGUAUAAUCGAUCACGGGUCGAUCGUGAGCCAUAUAGAUAGAAAAUAAAGAUCCAAACUUCUUUAAAAAUUA